Molecule: messenger RNA, 786 nt
Organism: Paraglomus brasilianum
Lineage: Eukaryota; Fungi; Glomeromycota; Glomeromycetes; Paraglomerales; Paraglomeraceae
Source: the annotation of a GenBank genome assembly
AUGAAACUAGUAACGGAUGUGAACAACGCCGCAUUCCAGAUGGUCCUACGCGAAAAGGACGAAACCAAAAAAGCGCUGCGCGAUCUUGCUAACGUAAAGAACGAGCUCGAUGACGCAAAUACAAAAAUCAGACACGAGCAACGCACAAAACGAACAUGCUUGGAAUCUAAAAGCUCCUCGCCUGUAAUGUCUCGUUGUUGCCUGUCCUCUCCUAUGAGACGAAUCAUACAAGGUUCUUCUAACCCAACAAAAGCAUUCUUUUCCAAAUAUUAUCAAUAUAAUUACGGUCAUGUAAUACCUAUACGUUUGAUGUCAACACGAAUUCCAACGUCUACAAGGACCGUACAAAAACCAAGACCACUUCCUGAAAUCAAAAAUAACACCCCAAAAUACAUAGCAUUUGGUUUGGCUGGUGUAUCCUUUUGGGCGGCUUUUAUCACGAUCGCAUUUAAUCAUCAACGACAAGCAUCUAGCAUCGUAAAGAAUUCAAUUUUCCAUGUCAAAUAUGAUCAAGAGGCAAAAGAAGUCUUGGGUGAUAACAUCGACUUCGCGUCAUCAUGGCCGUGGAUUUCCGGAUCCGUAAACCAUCUUAAAGGAAAGAUUAAUAUAAGUUAUGAUGUCAAAGGAAGUAAAGGAAAGGGCAGGGUUCAUUUUCAUUCAGUACGUAGAGGUUACGAUCAAAGAUGGGAGGUGUUGGAUUUUUCAUUGACAAGCGAAGAUGGUAGAAUCGUGUACAUAAAAGGUAGUUCGGGAAAACUUGAGAAAGACGCAAAUAUGACUCAAUAA